Wickerhamiella sorbophila is the source of this 654-nucleotide messenger RNA. RefSeq names its product Thiamine pyrophosphokinase. The record is from RefSeq and is a predicted model, not a curated record. Gene Ontology annotation, biological process: thiamine metabolic process; thiamine diphosphate biosynthetic process. Gene Ontology annotation, molecular function: thiamine diphosphokinase activity; thiamine binding; ATP binding. Bases 1 to 654 code for a protein of 217 amino acids. The transcript has a single exon. NCBI's taxonomy places the organism in Eukaryota, Fungi, Ascomycota, Dipodascomycetes, Dipodascales, Trichomonascaceae.
AUGGCCAAUACGGUGCUAAUCAUUGUGAAUCAGCCGAUUGUGGACCAACAAAGGUUCAGACAGGCGUGGGAUGCAUGCGACCAUAGAGCGGUUCUGGACGGGGCAGCCAAUACGCUGUACGAUGUAGAUCCGACGUUGCGGCCGGAUUUUAUCAUCGGAGAUCUUGAUUCUAUCACAGACACAACGCGAAAGUUGUAUGAGGGCAUGGGCGUGCCCGUGAUCGAAAAGCCGAGCCAGUACGCCACUGAUUUUGGCAAGGCCAUGCAAGAGUCCGUCGAGCGAUGGCCCGGCACCAAGCAGUUUUUGGCAUUCGGCGCGCUGGGAGGCCGUGUGGACCACUCAAUGCACUCAAUUAUGUGUCUGUCGCGGGUGCAGCAGGAACUGGGGGUCCGGCUCCUUCUGCAUAGCGCUCAGAAUAUGACAUUUCUCAUUGCCGAAGCGGCUCGGGUGCUGACCCCUCGAGACCUCGUCAAGAAGGCCGUCGGCAUUGCACCCAUCAUGGGCUCGGCACACAUAACAACUAAAGGACUGAUAUAUGACGUUACAGACUGGGAAACGAGUUUUACCACCCAGGUUAGCACUUCAAACUAUAUAGUAGCCGACUGGGUCACUGUGGAAACUCGAGGCCCAGUGGUGUUUACUGUGGAGAUUUGA